AUGAUGAGCAUAAUACUUCGAAGAUCAUCAUCAUAUCUUGCCCCAAAGCGGACUCUCACCGCCGCCUUGAGCUCCACCGAAAACGUAUUGUACAACAACCAUCCCUUGCCUUCACAAAACGGCGCUGUUGUUCCCCGUGAUGUUGGAACUAUGGGGUUUUUGGCUAGGAGGGACAGGGGCUUAGAUUUCCAUGUGCAAUCUGGGCCGUUGGAUUUUAAGGCGGGUAGGGCGUGGCAUGCUGAGUCUGCUGUGGACGAUUAUGCGGUGGAAGAUAAUAAAGAUGAUGGACUUGAGAUAUCAAAGCUAGGCAUUUCUCCAGAAAUUGUAAGUGCUUUGAGCCGUAGAGGAAUAUCGAAGCUGUUUCCCAUACAAAAAGCCGUCUUGGAACCAGCAAUGCAGGGUCGCGACAUGAUUGGUCGAGCCAGAACGGGGACGGGCAAAACCCUCGCUUUUGGGAUUCCAAUUCUUGAUAAGAUCAUUCAAUUCAAUGCUAAACAUGGACGAGGAAGGAAUCCUCUGUGCUUGGUUUUGGCGCCUACAAGAGAACUUGCAAAACAAGUAGACAAGGAAUUUCAGGAGUCUGCUCCUGGAUUGGACACCAUUUGUGUCUAUGGGGGUACUCCUAUAUCCAGUCAAAUGCGGGCUCUUGAUUAUGGUGUUGAUGUCGCUGUCGGGACACCUGGUCGCAUUAUUGAUUUGAUCAAGCGAGGUGCUCUCAACUUGUCAGAGGUUCAGUUUGUUGUUCUUGAUGAAGCUGAUCAGAUGCUUAGCGUUGGCUUUGCGGAAGCCGUUGAAACCAUCUUGGACAAGUUACCUCAGAAGCGGCAAAGUAUGAUGUUCUCUGCAACAAUGCCACCUUGGAUUAGAAACCUCACGCAUAAGUACCUUAAAAAUCCUUUAACUAUCGAUCUUGUUGGAGAAUCUGAUCAGAAAUUGGCUGAUGGAAUUUCCCUCUAUUCCAUUGCAUCAGAGAUGUAUGCAAAAGCCUCAAUUGUUGGUCCUCUCAUAACAGAACAUGCUAAAGGAGGAAAAUGCAUUGUUUUCACUCAGACAAAACGUGAUGCCGACCGUUUGGCCUAUGCUAUGGGAAGAAGCUAUAAAUGUGAGCCUUUACAUGGGGAUAUCUCACAAAGUCAGAGGGAAAGGACCCUCUCAGGCUUCCGAGAUGGGCAUUUCAAUAUACUGGUUGCUACUGAUGUUGCUGCACGUGGUCUUGAUGUACCUAAUGUUGACCUGGUAAUACAUUAUGAGCUUCCAAACAGUUCAGAAACUUUUGUUCACCGAACAGGACGAACUGGCCGUGCUGGGAAGAAGGGAAAUGCAAUUCUUAUCUACACAAAUGAGCAGACCAGGGCUGUCAGGACUAUUGAACAAGAUGUUGGAUGCAGAUUUACUGAGCUCCCAAGAAUUGCUGUUGAGGGAGGAAUUGGAGACAUGCUUAGCGACAUGGGUGGCCGACCUGGGAGCUAUGGGGGUAUGAGAGAUCGUCGUUAUGGUGAUAUGGGUUUUGGCCGCUCCAGUGGCAUGGGGGAUUCUGGGUUUGGGCGCUCUGGAGGCUACAGAAGUUCUGGAUCUGGCCGUUUUAGUCAAGGUGGUGAUUAUGGUGGCUCUAGCUCUGGCCGCUUUGGUUCUUAUACAAAUCGACCUGGGAACUUUAGUGGUCCUGGAUCUAGUCGUUCGGGUGGAUUUGGGGAGUUCAAUGGGUCAGAUCGUUCAGGUGGAUUUGGGAACUUUGGUGGAAAUCAAUCAAGCUGGACUGGUGGAGGUUAUGGCAAUUCAGAUUCUAAUCCUUUUGGAAGCUUUGGAAAAAAACAGAACUGAUGAUAACCAGAAUAGUGGACGAAAUUCAUCCUAACUUCAGGUAAUGGGUGGCAAUUGACAGCAAUACAAGAAGACAUACUCGGGAAUAAAUGUGAAGAGACUUGAAAGUAUUUACCAAAGUUUGGAGGGCUAUAUUGUGGAUUACAUUUUCUUGGUAUGUGAGCACGUUCUGAGCUGCAUAUUUGUUGUCAAUAUUUUAGUCAUAAUUGUAUUCUUAUAUAGAUGUCGAGAAGAGGACAAUGUGUAGUCUAUUCAUGGAGAGUAGUUGUCAGCGCAAGUAGUUUUUGUUUCCAGCGUUGUGAUAAAAGUAAAGCGAAAGCAUUGCUAGGCAAAUGCCUUCAGUUAAAUUUGGAGCAUCCUGAAACAUGAAUUUCGAUGUUAUGUUAUAAUUAUUUACAGAGUUAAAUGACAUUUUUCCUUUGAGUUAUAAUUAA
Pistacia vera is the source of this 2255-nucleotide messenger RNA. Its product is annotated as DEAD-box ATP-dependent RNA helicase 53, mitochondrial-like. Bases 1 to 1821 code for a protein of 606 amino acids. The transcript has 7 exons. The record is from RefSeq and is a predicted model, not a curated record. NCBI's taxonomy places the organism in Eukaryota, Viridiplantae, Streptophyta, Magnoliopsida, Sapindales, Anacardiaceae. Gene Ontology annotation, molecular function: RNA helicase activity; ATP binding; nucleic acid binding.